UAGAGCGGCCAACAUUUAUAUUGAAGACUAGAGAAGGAGAAAAUAGAGCUGUUUCUCCAAGUCAACAUAUUUUCGGAUUUAACAAUCAAGUGGGAUAACUUCAUUAAGCGAUACGGGCGGAGAGGAAUGUAUCAGAGUUGAGAAAGUUAUUUUGCUAAAAACAACAUAGAUAAUUUUGUGAUACUAUUAGGACCAAUAAAGAAAAAGAUUAAUUUACAUUUGAUUUACAAUUAUUACGAAGAAUAUUGGCCUCGGUGGUCGAACGGUAAAGACAACCGCAUGGAAUAUGAAAUUCCGGGUUCAAAUCCUGACUGAGAAAAGAUGCCGAUAUGUCUUCAGCAGCACCAUCAAAAAUACAAGAAUCGAUUCGUAUGCUUUCCAUAUGUCCUGAAAUGAGUACAUGCAUCAAAUUCAUGGAUGAAAAUAUGCAACUAUGUGAAAAUUCAAUAGAUUUUUUGUAUGAUCAACAAGACUUUCUAGUCGUUGGAUGUUUAGGUGCACAAGGUGUCGGUAAAUCGACAAUCAUGUCACUGCUAACAUCGCAUUACUCAUCUAACAUUUUUCAAGUUCAAGAUUUGUCACAUUAUGAAAAUAGUACAAAUUGUACCACUGGAAUAGAUUUUUUUAUAACUAAAAAUAGAGUAAUAUAUUUGGAUACACAACCAAUUCUUUCUGGAUUUGUGAUUGAUUCUGCUGCAUCCUUUGAUCAGAAAAAAGGUGCAUCUGAUUUUAUGAAUAGUGAUUCUAAUUUGGAAUUACAAUCACUUCAGUUUGCAGCAUUCCUAUUUUCAGUGUGCCAUGUUAUUAUAUUUGUACAAGAUUGGUUUAUCGAUCCAAAUUUAGUAAGAUUUUUACAAACUGCAGAAAUGUUAAAACCAUCCUCAACAACAGUCAUAGAUCAAGAUUAUGUAGAAUAUUAUCCACAUGUUAUAUUUUUGCAUAAUAAAGCAGAAUUGCAAGAUUUUAUGCCAGCUACUAUUGAUGAAAUGAAGGAUUUUUAUAAUAAAGUAUUUUCUAGUUCUCGACUACAAACUCAUAGCGGUAUAGAUAUGAAUCAUUGUUCGACAGAAAGUGGUUUAAAUUUAUUUUUUAUACCUUCGAGAAAUAGACAAGAAGACAUGAUUUUUUGUGAAAAUGAAAAAUCUCUUAUAGAUAAAUUGCGAACAAAGAUAUACGGAGUUCCUAGGAAUUCAAUUACACCUUCUGUGUUAACAGAAAAAAAUUGGUAUCAUUACGUUUCAAAAGUCAUAGAAGUUAUAAAGAAAAGCCAUCUGUCUUCUGAAUAUGGAAGAUUAAUGCCUUAAAUCUAAAAGUUUAUAUGAAAGAAGGAUAUAAAAAGAAAU
Mycetomoellerius zeteki is the source of this 1343-nucleotide messenger RNA. RefSeq names its product protein SMG9. The transcript is spliced from 10 exons. Bases 330 to 1304 code for a protein of 324 amino acids. NCBI's taxonomy places the organism in Eukaryota, Metazoa, Arthropoda, Insecta, Hymenoptera, Formicidae. The record is from RefSeq and is a predicted model, not a curated record. Gene Ontology annotation, biological process: nuclear-transcribed mRNA catabolic process, nonsense-mediated decay.